UACAGAAUGGAGAAGGAGCUAUGCCUUGCAGCUGUGGAAGAUGCAGUGCAGUACCAGCUAUUUCUGUUAACACACAAACAAGAAGCAUCUGAGCAUCACCAAGAAAUUCUUCAGUCAUAUAUUGAAAAGAUACUAGCCCACUUUGCACCCAUCCUUGUUUCCUAUAUCUGGCAAAACCAACCAUUUAAUCUCAAGUAUAAGCCGGCCAAAGGUGAUAUUCCUGCUCAUAUUGGCGGUUUCACAAAAUUUGGGGAUAAUAUUGAGGAUGAAUGGUUCAUUGUGUAUCUUCUAAAGGAAAUUACAAAGGAAUUUCCAGAGUUGGCAGCCAGGGUGGAUGAUAAUGAUGGUGAAUUCCUGCUGAUAGAAGCAGCUGACUACCUUCCUAAGUGGUUGAAUCCUGAGACUAGCAUCAAUCGGGUGUUCUUGCACCGUGGUGAAUUGUGCAUAAUUCCAGAACCAAACACUCCUGAAAAGGAGACGUUACUGCCUGUUACCAAUCCUACAGUUCUUGAAGCCCUGAAGUUAUUAUCUGCCCAUUCUGGGGACUUUGUAGCUGCAAAAUCUAUUAGAACAGCAAUGUAUAAGCGCAUCAGUGGGUAUCCUGAGAAAAUCCAAGCAUGCCUUCACCGAGCUCACUGUUACCUUCCAAUAGGCGCUGCAGCAGUACUGAAGCAACAUCCUGGGCUCGUGUCUGCAGCAGUCCAAGCUUUUUACCUGCGAGACCCCAUUGACUUAAAAGCAUGCCGCAUUUUCAAAGUGUUCCCUCCAGAAUCACGCGUAAUGACUUCGGUCACUUUUACAAGGUGUCUGUAUGCACAAUUGGUUCAGCAGUCUUUUGUCCCUGACAGACGGAGCGGGUACUCAUUGCCUCCUCGCUCGCAUCCUGAGUACAAAGCAUACGAGUUGGGCAUGAAGUUGGCUCAUGGGUUUGAAAUGCUGUGUUUCAAGUGUGGCUCAACGUUUCAUGACUCCAAGAAACAUGUGUCAAGUGGUCAGUUGUGGGACAACUUUCUGAACAGUCUGAAGAAAAAUAAUUAUUUUAAGGGGGAGCUGGAAGGUUCUGCUCAGUAUCUGGAUAAAUUGCAUAUGGCAGAAAAUUAUUUUCAGCAGACUGUAGUCAAUCCGCAAAGUUCAGUUGUUGGAAGCCCAGGUGAAGAAAUUAUCUCUAUAUUAAAAGCAACUAAUUUGGAGGAUUUUGGAAAAGAAGCAUGCAGUCUUCCACCAGAGGAUGAUGAAGAUUGGUUGGAGAUCACUCCAGACGCUCUGGAACAGAUCCUUAAAGAGGCAAGAGGAACAAGUGAGUCUGCUUCUACCUCAAAUGAGGAUGAACAGAACUACAACUUAACAGAGGUGACUCAAAGCAUGAAGGCAUUUAUGUCUAAAGUCUCAACACACGAAGGAGCGGAAGUGCCAUGGACAUCUUCUGCGGCUCCUGUCAAUUUUGAUGUUGAUUCAUUCACAGAUGCUCUAGACAAAAUUUUAGGAACAAAUUCAGAAGAACUGGACUCAGAUGAUUUAGAAGAAGAAGAAGAGUUUGAAUUCCUGGACAGUGAUGAAGAUCUAAAAACUGAUAAUAAAGGGGAAACAACAUCUCAGGAUGAAGCAGUGGGAAGCCUCAAAUCAUAUAUGGAUGAAAUGGACAAUGAACUUGCAUCAACCAAUAUUGGGAAAAGCUUCACCACCCAGCCAAGAAUGGUUGAGCCUGGUAAAGGGUGUUCAUCCCAAGAUACUGAUAGCAACUUGAAAGAUGAUUUUGGUGCAGCGGCUGCUGACUUGACACAGGUGGAUAUAGAUCUCAACCUCGUGGCUAAUUUGCUAGAAUCAUAUAAUGCUCAAGCUGGACUAGCAGGACCAGUCUCCAAUAUUCUACAGAGCAUGGGGAUACAUUUGCCUGAAAAUACAGACCACAAACCUCAUCAGUAG
Molecule: messenger RNA, 1923 nt
Organism: Euleptes europaea (tarantolino)
Lineage: Eukaryota; Metazoa; Chordata; Lepidosauria; Squamata; Sphaerodactylidae
Gene: ECD
Product: ecdysoneless cell cycle regulator
Exons: 13
Coding region: 7-1923 (638 amino acids)
Cellular component (GO): nucleus
Source: RefSeq, a predicted model, not a curated record